Vicugna pacos (alpaca) is the source of this 2142-nucleotide messenger RNA. The record is from RefSeq and is a predicted model, not a curated record. NCBI's taxonomy places the organism in Eukaryota, Metazoa, Chordata, Mammalia, Artiodactyla, Camelidae.
CCUGCCCAGGGUUCAUUCAGGGCAUCCAGCUCCCCAUGGCACACUGACCCCUGUUGUGACCCUGGGCUCCAGGUGAGGACACUGUUCCUGUGUCUCCUCAGGCUUCACUCAUUGGUGUCAGGAGCUGCCGCCCAGCUAUGGACGAGCAGGAGGACCAGCCACCCCGCGAGGCUGACCCAGAACCCGUCGUGACAUCAGGGUGUUCGGAGGUGGUGCCCAGGGUGCUUCCUGGAGAGCCCCAGAACCUGUCUGACGUGGACGCCUUCAAGCUGCUCCUGGAGAUGAAGCUGAAGAGGAGGCGCGCGCGGCCCAGCCUGCCGCGUACGGUGACCGAGCUGGUGGCCGAGGAUGGGAGCAGGGUGUACGUGGUGGGCACGGCCCACUUCAGCGAUGACAGCAAGAAGGACGUGGUGAAGAACGGGGUCAUGUCUGGACUCAUGCAGAUGCUUCUGCUGAAGGUGUCAGCCCACAUCACUGAGCAGCUGGGCAUGGCCCCUGGCGGCGAGUUCAGGGAGGCUUUCAAGGAGGCCAGCAAGGUGCCUUUCUGCAAGUUCCACCUGGGCGAUCGGCCCAUCCCUGUCACCUUCAAGAGGGCCAUCGCCGCACUCUCCUUCUGGCAGAAGGUCAAGCUGGCCUGGGGCCUGUGUUUCCUGUCGGACCCGAUCAGCAAGGAUGAUGUGGAGCGGUGUAAGCAGAAGGACCUGCUGGAGCAGAUGAUGGCAGAGAUGAUCGGCGAGUUUCCGGACCUGCACCGCACCAUCGUCUCCGAGCGCGACGUCUACCUGACCUACAUGCUGAGGCAGGCCGCCCGCCGCCUGGAGCUGCCGCGCGCCUCCGAUGCCGAGCCCAGGAAGUGCGUCCCCUCCGUGGUGGUGGGUGUCGUGGGCAUGGGCCACGUCCCCGGCAUCGAGAAGAACUGGACCACUGACCUCAACAUCCAGGAGAUCAUGACUACUGCCUGCAGAAGGCGUCCGAGGUCUGGCCGCGCAAGUAGGAAGGACAGAGGGAGCCACCACACCCGAGAGGACCGCCACAGUUGCUCCGGUGUCACAGCCAAGGGGCUCCUGGGUGCCACCCGCCAUGGGGGUCCAGUCCUAGCCUCGCCUGCCCUCCCUCAACCCACCCGAAUAAAGAAUUAUUUAAUCGUCUGAGCGCAGGCUUCCCAGAGCCCCCACCGCCCCCUCUGCUCAGGGCCCUCAGGAAGGUCACGGCGGCAGGAUGACCUGGCGGGAGAGGGGCUGAGGCUCCCCCACACCCUCUGGCCCCAGGUAGAACGUGUGGGCCACAGCCGGCCAUCGCUCACCUCACUGUGCCUUCUCUCCGCCAGUAGGGGCUUCUCAUGGUGGGUUCUGGGCCAGCAUGUUGGGAAGGGCAGGGUGGCCCCACAAAGCCUCUGGGUGCGGCUCCUCGGGGCACCCCCCGCAGAGGGUGGCUUGGCCAAGCUUGGCGGCCCUGGAUGUGCGCCAGCAAAGCUCUGUCUGCAGAGAUUGUGUUUUUGGCUUUUAAAAAUGUCUGAAACUUUUUUACUCAGGUAAUUUUAACUUAAAACAAACUGAAGCAAAUGUCAGGAAAUACAAGCCUUAACUCCACUUGGGGCAAAGAGAGCAUCUUUGUCUUAGAGUCUCAGCUCCAAGAGGACGAGCGUGUGGAGAGGGUCGGCUUGGGCCGCAGGGAGCCAGGCCGGCCUCCUGGCAGUGGGGCCGGGGUUGCAGCCCUCUGGGGCAUGCGCCCACCUGGGCCGCGGUGGAUCGAACCUGCUCCCGGUGCGUCCGGUGGAGGCACCUUGGGUCGCCCCGCCCUCAGUGGAUGGACGGCCAGUGUCCUCGGGGCCCUCCACCGUGCAUGUGAGCCCACCUUGGGCUGGGACUGGUUGGCCCAGGACCAAGCUGGCCCCACACAGCAUUUCCACCCAUUCAUCGCCUGUGUGCGCAGUCUCCUGGUCAUCUGUUUACGACGAAGCCUCUGCACCCGGUCUGGGGCCCAGGGUUCACAUCUGAUUGUGUUUGUGUUGACUCGGUGUCUGCCUGAACCCGGUGAAGCCCACAGCAUGCGCUGGGGGGCCUCGGGCUGGACCGUGACUGUCGUUCGCACGCUCGUGUGUGCGCCUCUAAGAAGCUGAAAUAAAGCCUACUUUUGGAAGCC